This is a messenger RNA of Liolophura sinensis, 3291 nucleotides long. Its product is annotated as syntaxin-like. Gene Ontology annotation, cellular component: endomembrane system; plasma membrane; SNARE complex. The transcript has a single exon. NCBI's taxonomy places the organism in Eukaryota, Metazoa, Mollusca, Polyplacophora, Chitonida, Chitonidae. Gene Ontology annotation, molecular function: SNARE binding; SNAP receptor activity. The coding region runs from base 668 to 1564 and encodes 298 amino acids. The record is from RefSeq and is a predicted model, not a curated record. Gene Ontology annotation, biological process: exocytosis; intracellular protein transport; vesicle fusion.
GGUAGCAUGGUGCAGCCCACCUGUAUGUCACAUAAAGGUACACCUGUAGUUACCUUUGUUAUGAAAAUGAGGUCUGUAAUCAGGACCGAGAAUAAUUCAUUGUCUCUAGCACCUCAGAACAGGGUAGUGCACAUGCUGUGGAGCAACACGCGUGCCUAGCGUAUUGUUCAAGUUAGAGACAGGAAAUGCUGAUAUCCUGGUGGAGAGUGUGUGUAGUGGGUUAUAAACAUUGACCUGUCUCCUUCGCUGUACUGAGUCACUGUACCUUCUAAAGCCUUGACUCACUCAGCUCACAGGCUGUACUGUUUUUUUCUGGAUAUAAGAUCAUGUGUUGGGGGGCCUGUGAUUCAUUUCGUGUGGACAAGCAUGGGUGACACAUGUGGAUUUCCCAACUGAAUACCUACACAAGACACUUACCCGGGAACUUGUCUCUCUGGUGUAUACUGGACAGAAAUAUACAUGGACCUGUACGCUUAUAGUGAAGUAUAUGUAGGUGAUAGCUGGUCACUGUGAUUGUAGGGAAACAGAUCCUGCUACCAGUGUUUUGUGCAUGUACAUUGCCAGGAAAUAGAAAUCUUGUCUGAGAAAUCGUGGGGAAUUUAAAUCCUCUUUUAUUACAAUUAUUCUGAUAUUUUGUAACUUUGGCUGGAGAAGAAAGUGCUUGAAAAUGGUGAAAGAUAGACUGGCAGAUUUGAAAGCUCGGAGACCAAGUGUUUUCAGAUCGAUCAAGGAAAGUAUUCGGAGGAAAAGCUUUCGAAGGAAAAACACGAUGGGGAAUUUUUUGGAGGAUGUGAAUGAUAUAGAUGGAGCUCUGGUCAGUUUGAAGGACAGUAUCCAGGAGACUAAGCGUUUACAGGCUUCUGUGUUGAGUACCCCAGCCUCAAACAAGAAGCUACACACAGAGCUGGCCAAAUCUAAUGCACAAAACCGAGAGCUUUCAGCAAACGUGAGGAAGCUGAUACAAGAUCUGCGUCAGAAUUAUGAUGAUCCUGCAGGUAAGAAUUCCACCGAUAAAUCAAAAGCUAGUGAACAAGUUGUGCGCAAUCAACUGGAACGUUUGACCUCAGAUCUUAAAGAAACUGUGAAUGAUUGGCACACUGCCCAGGCAUCGUAUGGCGAUAGAGUGAAAGAGAGGCUGAAACGAGAGUACAGUAUCGUGGGCGAAUCCAAAAGUGACAAAGAAUUGAAUGAUCUGUUGAAUUCGGACGAACCACACUCGGUUUUCACACAGGAUGUAAUCAAGGAGAUACAAGACGCGCAGAAUGUGUUAGACCAGGUGAAGGAAAGAGAGAAAGAAAUACGCAAUCUGGAGAAAAGUGUUGUGGAAGUCCAUGAGUUGUUUACAGAUAUUCAGAUUCUGGUGGGAGAGCAAGGGGAGGUUAUUGACAGAGUUGAAACCAACGUGGAAAAUGCGCACGAAAAUGUGGCUGCCGGGGCGGCCAAACUGAAGCAAGCCAGAGUUUACAAGAAAAAAGCCCGCCGAAAGAAGUUUAUCAUAGCUGGCAUUGUCAUUGUGGCUGUUUUACUGGUUGGUGGAAUAAUAGCCAUAGCCAUUCUUGCCUAAGUGAUUUCUCAAUGGAUUCUUGAUGGAAUUGUGAAAGAGGAAAGUACUUGAUUUUAUGAUUUGUUUUGGAUUCAUUUAUUUCUGCCAUUUUUGGAAUGUUUUCUACUGUCGAAGCUUGAACUGGUAUCAUACACAUAAAGUUUAAUGUGUUGAAAGAUUAUUUUUGUAACCUGAGCAUCACAUUAUUGCUGCACACCUGUAGAAUGUAUACUUGUUUAUUAUCCUGUGGUCAGAUUUACCUGUUUUUCAAUCAGAAUUUUGCUGAUCUUCCUUUAGUACUCCUACAUGUACUUGCACAUACUGUAAUCCUUCAACCUUUUUGCAUGUUUGCAAGGUCUUUAUUCAAGUGUAUUGUGGGAACAUUAUUUGCUUAAACUGAUUAAAUUACAGUUUUUUUUGGUGUCUCUGAUGUCUCUGUGGUUUUGCAAAUUAAAACACUGCAUAAAUCUGACUAAAUGUUGCUCUUUCACAUGGUGAAAGGUUGAGUAUUUAGGGUACUCACACGUGUAUACAGUACUUACAGGGUGUUGUUAUCAACUGAAGUUUGAUUAUGCAGUUUCUGAAUACUUGCCUAUACAUUAAUGCAUAUAAUGACAGAGAUGUAUAUGACACGUAUUAUGGUUUGUGGCAAAUUCUUGUAAUGUCUUAAACAAGUUCAUUAUUCAUUAGCUAAAAUUUCAGCAUGUGAAGCCUUACAUUGUUUCUCAAACUGCUUUCACCGGUAAAUGGAUUUGUUGUCCACUAAUUACCCUGGACAUUUUUACAGUCAUGUACAGGUAUGGUAUUUAUGAGGGCUGUAUACACACCAGGAUUUACCUUUAAUCGUGGUGCUCAGGACUCCUGGGAAUGUCAGCACUUGGUAUGCUGUAUAGGUGGCUUCAGACAACUAUAUACACCAGUUGUAGAGAGUUAUAUGUCGUACAGGAGUAUGUCCCUUGUUAUAUGUAUAUUGUCAGUUCUCUGAGAAAUAUGCUUUAGAAAACUGUGCAAAGUAAUGCUAUGUGAUAUUUUAUAAUUCUGCAGUGUAUUAAAUUUCAGCAAUUUAAACAAACAAAAAACCCAACAACAUGUAAAUCAAAUCUCAUGCAUUGCUUCUUAAGGUACAACAAUUAAAAUUGUUGAACAGAUAAGUACCUUAUACAUGAUAACUUUGACUUAUGUCUUCUCUCUGUAUUUCGUGACUUUUUUCGACAAACACAUGCAGAGAAGGCUUAACUGUGCAGUUGCCACGGCAUGGCUGAAAUAUUGCUGUAGUGCUGUAAUUAUCCUUGCGUUAUAAGGCUGCCGUAAAACACCUACCGGUGUGUCAGUGUAGAUAUAUGAAUAUUCAUGUUGUAUGUUUUAUCUGUACAUGCAUAUGCAUGCUUUAUAUGGUAAACAUGUAUGGGACAGUAUUCAUGUUUGCUGUAAGAUUUGUACAUACAUGUGUUAAUUAACGUUGUGUACAUAUGCAUUAUUACUUUUUGAUAAAACAAUAAACUUCUUUAAAAUGUGACAUUUUCAACUCUUUUGAAAGUGUUGAUACAACAUCACAGAAUGGGUAUCUGAAACCAGUUGUUGAUUAAAUGAAGGCCCUCAGAGGAUAAAAUGGAACAUUAUUUUCAAGUCCGUUAACACCAGUUUUAUGCUCUUAUCUCCAUGGUGAUAAUAAGCAGUUGAUGCUGCAUCUGAGGCCUUUGAAGGUGAAGACAACUUUUACCAGAAUGGCAUGCCAGCCUAUAUGCAGC